GGCCGUCGCCCCCCGCCUCUUGCGGGGGGUCCGCCUGACGCCUCCUCCGCUCCAGCGGAGGAGAGGGGGGGGCUCUCAGGAGCUGCGGGCGCCGUUGCUAAGGCUGGAGCAUCUCUGGAUGUCGCUGGCGCAGCUGCAUCCUCCGCUGCUUGCGGGAAAACGGCUCGGCCGAUCCCCCGGCUCCAUGAAGCGGGGCCCGUCCUCCUCCUCCUCUUCCUCCUCUUCUUCCUCCUCCUCCUCCUCUGCCGCCAAGGGCAGGGCUGCCCGGUUGGGCUGAGCGAUGGCAGCCGCUCCCCCGCCGCCCUCCCUCUCCUGGGUCAGCCUGUCCGCUGCGGCUGCUGAGUAAUCCGGCGGCGCGGUCAAUGGGCGAGGAGACGGAGCCCCCCCCCGAACAUCAACCAGAGCUUUCUUCGGGAUCACAACUAUGUGACUGAAGGAGUGGCAUAGCAUGGGCGGUGGCAGCCAUGCGAGCUUCCUUCCACUGCCAUGCCAAUGAAUCUCCACCCCCUGCUGAAGAGAGCACUUCUGGAGCUGAUAUUAUUUCAACUAUUGAAUUCAACCAGACGGGGGAAUUAUUAGCCACAGGGGACAAAGGAGGCCGUGUUGUGAUAUUCCAGAGGGAGCCCGAGAGCAAAAAUGCGCCUUACUGUCAAGGCGAGUACAAUGUUUACAGCACCUUCCAGAGCCACGAACCUGAAUUUGACUAUCUGAAGAGCUUGGAAAUAGAGGAAAAAAUAAACAAGAUAAAAUGGUUGCCACAGCAGAAUGCAGCCCACGCUCUACUGUCAACAAACGAUAAAACGAUUAAACUGUGGAAGAUUACCGAGCGAGACAAGAAACCGGAGGGAUAUAAUUUAAAAGAUGAGGAAGGAAAACUCAAGGAAUUAUCUAUGGUGACCUCACUUCAGGUGCCUGUGCUGAAGCCGACCGACUUGAUGGUUGAGGUCAGUCCCAGAAAAAUAUUUGCAAAUGGCCACACCUACCACGUGAAUUCCAUUUCGGUCAACAGCGAUUGUGAGACGUACAUGUCUGCAGACGAUCUCAGGAUUAACCUUUGGCACUUAGCCAUUACCGACCGGAGCUUCAACAUUGUGGACAUCAAACCCGACAACAUGGAGGACUUGACCGAAGUCAUCACGGCCUCGGAGUUCCAUCCCCACCACUGCAACCUCUUUGUCUACAGCAGCAGCAAAGGGUCCCUCCGACUGUGCGACAUGAGGGCCUCGGCGCUCUGCGACAAGCAUUUCAAGAUUUAUGAAGAACCAGAAGAUCCCAACAGCCGUUCCUUUUUCUCCGAAAUUAUUUCUUCGGUGUCCGAUGUGAAAUUCAGCCACAGUGGGCGCUACCUGCUAGCGAGGGAUUACCUCACUGUCAAAGUUUGGGAUCUGAAUAUGGAAACAAAGCCUAUAGAAAUAUAUCAGGUUCAUGAUUACCUUAGAAGCAAGUUGUGUUCACUCUAUGAAAACGACUGCAUUUUUGACAAAUUUGAAUGUGCAUGGAAUGGGUCCGACAGCGUCAUCAUGACCGGGGCCUACAACAACUUUUUCCGAAUGUUCGACCGAAACACGAAGCGCGACGUGACUUUGGAGGCCUCCCGCGAGAACAGCAAGCCACGGGCGAUCCUGAAGCCUCGCCGUGUGUGCGCCGGGGGCAAGAGGCGGAAAGACGAUAUCAGCGCCGACAGCCUGGACUUCACCCAAAAAAUUUUGCACACCGCCUGGCACCCCACGGAAAACAUCAUUGCUAUUGCGGCCACAAACAAUCUGUAUAUCUUUCAAGACAAAAUGAACACGGAAGUGCAUUAGGUCCCACUGGAGAGAGAGAGAGAGAGAGAGACAUGUCUUUGGACUGAUACCGCUACUUGCUUGAUGAAAGAAAAACCUUUAUUGGGAAGUAAACACCCUGCAAAUCGAACGGAGCUUACUCCCCAAUAAAUGUCUGCAGCAAUAAGAUGUAUGUGGAUUAAUUAUUCCAUGACCCACCACCGUCCUUUGGCGACCACUCUAUAUUUUAAUUCAUUGCAACCGCCAUACAGUCAUCUCAAAAAUAAAUUCUCCUUAUGACCAGGUG
Molecule: messenger RNA, 2070 nt
Organism: Pantherophis guttatus
Lineage: Eukaryota; Metazoa; Chordata; Lepidosauria; Squamata; Colubridae
Gene: PPP2R2C
Product: protein phosphatase 2 regulatory subunit Bgamma
Cellular component (GO): protein phosphatase type 2A complex
Molecular function (GO): protein binding; protein phosphatase regulator activity
Source: RefSeq, a predicted model, not a curated record